GGGAAAACCCUCUGUGCUGCUGUGGGAGUCUCCUUUAAAAAUCUUACCGCGUCAUUGGGAUGCGGUUGCCGGAGCCGGGCACCUAGCCGACCAUCCCCGCUCAUAUGCCCACCACCGAGAGGGACCACUCGCCAAAGAUGACAGCUCCGUCAAACCCACCUCAUGCCGCUCCACAGGAGCAACGCUUUCUGGUGUUGUUUGACUUUGACGAGACCAUCAUCAGUGAAAGCAGUGAUGACGCUGUGGUGCGUGCUCUGCCGGGCCAGAAGCUCCCUGACUGGCUGAGGAACAGCUACAGGGAGGGUCACUACAAUGAGCACAUGCAGAAGGUUUUGGCGUAUAUGGCGGAGCAGGGCGUGUCCAAAGAUUCCAUCCAUUCAGCUGUGGUGAAGAUCCCACCGACUCCUGGCCUCCUGAACCUCUUCCAGUUUCUGCAGAGCCACCAGCAGGACUUUGAGCUGGCUGUGGUCUCCGAUGCCAACAUGUAUUUUAUUGAAACGUGGCUGGAGCACGCUGGGUUUCGCCACCUUUUCAGGAAGAUUUUCACAAACCCGGGCAGCUUUGAUGCGACCGGCCGCCUUGUGCUGCUCCCUUUCCACUCACACUCAUGCUCCCAUUGUCCCGACAACAUGUGCAAGCAGGCGAUCCUUCGGGAUUAUUUGUCGGGAAGGCAAAAGGAGCGUGGCGGUGCUGCCUUCCAGAGAGUGUUCUAUAUUGGAGAUGGGGCCAAUGAUAUCUGCCCCUCUCUGGCUCUGGAGCCCCAGGACACAGCCUUCCCCAGGAGGGGCUUCCCAAUGCACAAACUGCUGCUGGAGGUGCCGCAGUUCAAGGCAAACAUAGUUCCAUGGGUCAGUGGUGAGGACAUAAUGGACUCUUUGAAGAAAAUAAUGGAGGAGAGAUGAGAUCUGUGCGUGUCUGUGCUUGUGAAAGAGGAGGGAAAAUGCAGCAAAAGUGCACCUACCCUGGUAUUGGUGAAAAGCAAGAUAUGCAUGAUUUUAGCCCAGACACAAUUGGUACAACUUAUAAAGAUGUAACCAAACAAUAGUUCUGCAUUUUGGAAAUACACGUCUUGGUUUUGUUGCAGAGAGUUAGGUGUCUGUUGAGAAAUAUGUUAACUUUUUUCACUCUUUUUUGCUGAACAACGUGAACUAACAUGGCAGUCUGAGAAUUUUAGAAGCUCUCCAGGCAAGCAGUUCCGUCUUGUUUGCAGUCUUUAUGCUAAACUAAGCAGCAUAUUGACCAUGCAGACAACAGAAUGGUAUCUCUUAACCAGAAAGCAAUGAAGCUCCCAAAAUGUAGGACUAUUCCUUUAGUGCUAGCCUAGUAUGAAACCCUAAUGUAAUAGUAUUUAUGGUGUAUGCACUGUUACAGGUCUCAUUGGAAUGCAAAUGAAUAAGCUCGCAGGUUCAGAUGAUCAUGAUCAAUAAUGGACAUAUGCAGUAUUGAUUAUGCACUUCGUUCUCAAGUCUGAUCAAAAUGCUAAAGAACAUUUCAACCAAAGUGGAGUCUGAUGUGCUCUGGAGUGAACUGAAUCAGCUCAUCUAACAAACCAUCAGUAUGAAUGUAGUUUACGUGUGAAUAUCUCACUGUGUCUGACGUUUCUGAAUCUGUGUGAGUGUAGAGAUUACAGCUUGAAACUGUUCCAUCGUUGUGGGUCCCGGUGUUGACAAGCUUCUUUUUAAAACGCCAUCGAAGACCUCGACGACAGACGCAUAAGUGGGAUCAGGUGUCGUAGCGCUACCCGGAACAAAGGACCACACAUGUCGCGUCGGGCAGGGACAAGGACGGCGUGGAGCAGGAGUAAGGUGACAGGGACUCAGGUGCAGUACCCGUGCAUUCUACACCGCCCGGCACUGACACCUAAUCCAGGUCUUGAUUAUACAACUGUAAUCUACACCAGCAAGAGAUCCAGCAGGAGAGCCGCAGCCAUACACCUGUUAUACACUGUUUCUCUGACACAAUACAAUAAAGGGUAAUGUGAAGUACUAAUUUUAGAUUUUAAAGUCCUUUUGUGUAGGUAUUAGCUCACAUCCACUGUACCCUGAAAUUUAUUGGUGACAAAACCUUAAACUAGAAAUGAUUUGUAGUCUUUAACACCUUGCUUAUGUACGAAUGUAUAAACUACAGUAUUGUGAGUGAAUAGUAUUAAGGGUUUUGGUAUUACUAACUCAACAUCUAACCUCACUCUGCCUCACUGAAGUCAUGACAUGGCGAGAAAAUAUAUUUAGGAAAAUCUAAAUGGUGUCUGUUUUUAGCAUUUUAAAUUUUCUGUUCAGAAUCAAGAAAUGGAAUAUUUUGCUUCAGGGUCUUAUUUCCAUUUUUUCCAUCCUGUUUGCAACAAACUGUCCAAAUUACUGUACAGCUGAGGCAUGUGUACUGUACAUGUGUUCAUUUUUGCAGCCUGUUUAACACUGUUUUAACAUUUUUAGUAGGGAUUCUUUCAAGUAACUUUUAAAGAAAGCUGAUAAUUGAGGAUAUACCUGCAUUCAUUUUGUAUUUAAAAUCAUGUUUGUCAAGCCAUUAUACUUAGAAAUGGGCAAGUGGUGGUGCUGAUGAAAAGCAGUGCAGUGGUAUGUUUGUUAACUCAUGAAAUAAGUCGAGCCUUAACAAACAACUUAAGUGCUGGAAAUGUCCUUUAACCAGUGUUUUAGUUUCUCAGGGAGUAGAGAAGAAAACAAGCAAAGAUAAUACUACUAAUAUUAAUAAUAUAUGUGUAUAAAAAUGUGUUCAUUUGCACUCUUCACGCUAAGAACAAAACGUUUUAUUUGUGACUGAAAAGUGUGACCCUGACAUUCUUUUAGAUUAAGAGCUAAUCCAUUAAUGCUGUAUGAUUAGGAGGUUCUAGUUCUGUGAGCUUUCCUCUGUGUGACACUACAGUUGUUAGAAAUAUAAUACAGCAGUACUUUACUUCAGUUAAAUGUUUGUGUACCUGUCUAAAGAGUUUUGUGCAAUAAUUCAAAGCUGUAUACUUGAUAUAAAACAAGAGUUUAAACAGGAAGAAAAACUUUUCAGGGAUGUGAAUCGAGCCCGGAUCACCAAACCGUUGUAUUUUUUAACAAAACUUUAAAAUCACAUUAUAACAACCAAAUAAAAUGAUUCUGUGUUAGCCGAGACUGUGGUCAACUAAUACACUACCUUUUUCAUUUUUGUGGUUUGCUGUACAUCAAGUGUGUGUGUGCUGAAUCAAAAAUCUAAAAGUAAGUGUGUACAGCAUCAUUGUAACGGGAAUAUAAAGCCAUUAUCUGAC
This is a messenger RNA of Acanthochromis polyacanthus (spiny chromis), 3247 nucleotides long. RefSeq names its product probable phosphatase phospho1. Lineage: Eukaryota; Metazoa; Chordata; Actinopteri; Pomacentridae. The transcript has 2 exons. The record is from RefSeq and is a predicted model, not a curated record. Bases 105 to 902 code for a protein of 265 amino acids. Gene Ontology annotation, molecular function: phosphatase activity.